UCCACACCUUAAACUCAACCCCACCUUCACCCACACCACCAUCAACAUCCACCUUUCUCCGCCACCUUCUCUUUAUCUCCAACAGCAACAACAAAUCUCUCUAUCUUCCUCUCUUCACAUUUUCUUUCUUCCUAAGUCCCAACCCAACAACUAUGUCUUCUCCUCCAUCCCAAACCCAAACCCAAACCCAAACCCAGACCCAGACCCAAACCCAAUCUACCCCUCCAUCUCCACCCACCGGAAUUCCCACCUCAAAUCCUCAUCCUCAUCCUACAAUCAUCCAAUCCCUAUCAUACUCCCCUCUCAAAAAACCCCAACCAAUUCCAUGGUCUCAUGAAGAAACUCUCAACCUAAUUCAAGCUUAUCAAGAAAAAUGGUACUCUCUAAAACGAGGACAAUUGAAGGCUUCUCAAUGGGAAGAAGUUGCUAUUACUGUUGCUGCUCGUUGUGGUCUUGACGAACCUUCUAAAUCUGCUACUCAAUGCCGCCAUAAGAUCGAGAAGCUUCGAAAAAGAUAUCGUGCUGAGAAACUCAAAUUACCCCCUUCUUUUAAUUACAACAAUCAUCCUUGGAUCUAUUUUUCUCUUAUGGAUCAGCUUGAAAAAGGCCCUCUUCCUAUUUCUGCUGUUCCUCCUCCUCCUCCUCACAAGAACAAUGAUCCAGUUUCGAAUAGUGAUGAUGAUUGUGAUGUGGGUUUUUCUAAUUUGAGGGGUUUUGAUAAAAGGGUUGAUGGGUUGUCAAGAACAGGCCGAAAUUUGGGGGUUUUUAGAAAUGGGUCUGGAAAAAUAAACGAUUUUAGGAAGAGAAUGAGGUUUUCUGAAAUGGAAGAAGAAGCAGAAGAAGAAAUGUGUUAUGAGAUUGGGGAAGAUCUAGAAGAAGAUAUGGAGAAGAAAGGAAGAAAAGAUGAUGAUUUGAUGGGUGAUUUAGCAACCCAAAUGAGGGAAUUUGCAGAAAGAUUUGUAAAAAUGGAGGGUAAGAAGAUUGAAUUAAUGAGAGAAACUGAAAAAUUAAGAAUGGAAAUGGAGAGUAAAAGGAUGGAAAUGAUUCUAAUUUCUCAACAGAAAACAGUGGAAUUGAUUUCCAAGGUUUUUAAUGGUUCUUCUCAAAAGAAGAUGAAGAUGACUUCUGAAUUGUGAUUAAGUUUAAAAUUAUUCAAUCUUUUUUUGUUUAAUUUUGAUAAUUAGUAUGUAAUGAUAAUAAAGAUUAUGUUUGGUGAUCUGAUCUGCAACUUUGAUCUGAUUGAAGAAUUAGUAGUAGUUGAGUAGGAUAAUCAUAUAGAAGUAUGAUUGUAUGAUAUAAAAGUAGAACUAAAGAAGCAAUUUUUAGAUUAUGUACUUAUUCAAUUUUCUUUUGAAGAUUCUUUACAUAUUCAAACUUGUCCAUCCGCUAAUUCUAUUUUUU
Messenger RNA from Amaranthus tricolor (Joseph's coat), 1401 nucleotides. RefSeq names its product trihelix transcription factor ENAP2. The coding region runs from base 153 to 1136 and encodes 327 amino acids. The record is from RefSeq and is a predicted model, not a curated record. Gene Ontology annotation, molecular function: transcription cis-regulatory region binding. Gene Ontology annotation, cellular component: nucleus. Lineage: Eukaryota; Viridiplantae; Streptophyta; Magnoliopsida; Caryophyllales; Amaranthaceae. The transcript has a single exon.